CUUCCCAUAACCCUUACAGGCUGGCGUUGACUGAACCUCUCCAUCUCAGAGACACUAACUGGCAUUUCAUAUCUGUUAACCCUGAACAACCAGGUACUUGGACACAGCUUUGCCAGAAGCGUCACAUUUUAGUGUUUUCCUUUGAUCUGAACUCAGCCCUGGUGUCAUCAGAAUGAGCCCCAUCCUUCCGUUGCUUCUGUUGACAGCCGUCCAUCCAGGUCAGAUGUGGAUUGUUCCACAACCCCAAGCAAAUGUGUGGACCACCCUCGCCAGAGUCCUCAACCAAGACCACAUUUGCCUGUCAGCCUCUUCUGUGUCUGACCCGAUGUCCACUUGCCUUGUGGGGAUCCCAUCCAAAUAUGAUGAAUUUCCGCCAACAUUAGCUGCUCCCCUUCCCCCAGUAUAUAAUCCGUUAUCCCCUUGGUCAAAAUUAAUUGAUAGACAAGCAGUAGCAGAAAAAGAACCCCAAGAAUUUGAACUCCUUGGUUCUGCCAAGGCAUUCUAUUGUGUUCAGUUUACGUUUACACCAAAAGAUCAAGUAGAUUUGUACCAUGAAGUCAAACAGUUUAAGGUGAAUUAUACAGCAAAAAUUUGGUGUAAGAAAAUUUCCCAAGUAGGAAUACCUUCUACCCCUGAUAAUAAGCCCCGUGCCCUUCCUAAGGGGUUUUUCCUCAUUUGCGGGGACAGGGCAUGGGCAGGCAUCCCCUCUCGUCUAAUCGGAGGUCCAUGCACCAUUGGAAAGCUGAGCCUGUUUACACCCAACAAAACCCAAAUUAUGGAUUGGCGAACCAAAACCAACACCCGCAAUUCGGCCCGCAAAAAGAGAGAUUUAAGGAAUCUGGACCCAAAUUGCGAUUCUGAAAUUGUACAUUGGUCCAAACCAAAAGGAGUUGCGAUCACCGUGUUUUUGCCAUGGGUGUCUGCAGCUAAAGCUCUAGGCGAGUUAUCACAUCUAGAGUGUUGGGUUGCUAAACAGGCCAAUAUUACAUCAGCUGCACUUUCAGACCUCCUGGCAGACGAUGAAACAACAAGGCAAGCCACCCUACAAAAUCGGGCUGCAAUUGAUUUUCUCCUCUUGCUACAUAAUCAUCGUUGUGAGGAGUUUGAAGGUCUCUGUUGCCUGAAUCUGUCAUCCAAAGCUGAAAAUGUCCACAAAAUCAUCGGGAAGAUGCAACAAAUGGUCCAAGACAUCAAGCAAGAAACAGCAGACUGGAUGGAUGGACUCUUUCAGGGAUGGGGACUCUCGGGCUGGGUCAAAUCCAUUUUGAAAUCUGUAUUUUUAGUUUUGCUUGUUCUUCUUGUUAUUUUGAUCAGUUUUGGGAUCAUCAAGAGCAUUGUGACCAAACUGAUCUCGAAAGCUAUUUCCCCUUUAGAGGUCAAUCAGGUGACUGUUCCCACCUCUUCUGAGGAAGGGACAGAAACCUCUGCAGAAUUUACCAAACAGCCUUGGUUUGCUGAUGCUUGAUAGCACUCCGAGCUGAAAUUUAAUGUUUAGGUGCCUCUUCCUUUUUUAUUUAAACGAAAAGAGGGAGAUGUUGUAGUGCGUUCUUAUAUUUUGUAACACUUUGAAGUAGUUUGUUUUGUAUCCCCAUGUUUUUCCCAAAUGGCUUAUCCCAGA
Molecule: messenger RNA, 1618 nt
Organism: Agelaius phoeniceus (red-winged blackbird)
Lineage: Eukaryota; Metazoa; Chordata; Aves; Passeriformes; Icteridae
Source: RefSeq, a predicted model, not a curated record